AUGGCCACUGGCGCUCUGCUUUAUGGCAAUCUGAUGACACCGAGUAUGAAUGCAAGGUCGCCAGCAGCUUGCAGAGCGAGCAAGAACUUGUACCAAGUGCUGGCGCUCGAGCCGGAGAACGUUGACGGGGUCGAGGCGGUCAAGAGAGCCUACCGGAGUAUGGCGCGGCGCCACCACCCGGACGUGUGCCCGCUGACGGGGAAGGAGGAGGCGACGAGACUGUUCAUUGAGAUCAAGAAGGCGUACGACGUGCUGUCCAACCCCGUGCUGCGGGAGAAGUACGACCACCAGUUGGGGCUGAUGGAUCUUGCGGCGGAUAGGGAGCAAGAGAAGAGGAGAGUGCUGUUUCCGAGGGAGGUGUGGAUGGAGCAGGUUCAGGAACUGAAGGGGAGGUCGAGGAGACGAGCGAAGAAGAAGGAGAUGGGUGCUUGUGAAAAAUUCUGA
Molecule: messenger RNA, 444 nt
Organism: Zingiber officinale
Lineage: Eukaryota; Viridiplantae; Streptophyta; Magnoliopsida; Zingiberales; Zingiberaceae
Product: chaperone protein dnaJ 20, chloroplastic-like
Exons: 1
Coding region: 1-444 (147 amino acids)
Cellular component (GO): chloroplast
Source: RefSeq, a predicted model, not a curated record